Messenger RNA from Erigeron canadensis, 3311 nucleotides. Its product is annotated as probable LRR receptor-like serine/threonine-protein kinase At1g56140. NCBI's taxonomy places the organism in Eukaryota, Viridiplantae, Streptophyta, Magnoliopsida, Asterales, Asteraceae. Gene Ontology annotation, molecular function: ATP binding; protein kinase activity; protein binding. The record is from RefSeq and is a predicted model, not a curated record. Gene Ontology annotation, biological process: protein phosphorylation. Bases 56 to 3118 code for a protein of 1020 amino acids. The transcript has 24 exons.
CAGUUAAUAAUUAAUAGUGUAAAACAGAGGCGUUGGCAGAGCAGGUGGGUGCACGAUGGGAUCACCGUUGUGGUGCUCGUGUUUUUUGUUAAUGAUCAUGGCUAGUAUUAGUAUGGCUCAAGCUCAAAAUACUACAGACCCAGCUGAAGCUCGUAUUAUAAAUGCAAUGUUCAGCAAUUGGGGGAUAGAACCAAGUGUUGUAACAAAUAUGGGAUGGAACAUAAGUGGAGAACUAUGCAGCGGUGCUGCAGUGGACUCAACAGACUAUGAUUCGGAUGCUUAUAACCCUGCCAUCAAAUGUGACUGUAACUUCCCUGAUUCCAUUUGUCACAUUACUCGAUUAAAAGUUUAUGCUUUGGAUGCUGUUGGCCCGAUCCCAGAAGGACUCUGGAAUUUGACUUACCUCACCAAUCUUAAUCUGGCCCAGAAUUACCUUACAGGCCCCUUGUCACCUUCAAUCGGAAAUUUAACUCGGAUGCAGUGGCUGACUUUCGGCAUCAAUGCAUUAUCAGGGGAAAUUCCUCCAGAGCUAGGACUCCUUACUGAUCUUAGAUCGUUGUCAUUUGGCACAAACAACUUCAAUGGUUCCCUGCCAUCCGAACUUGGAAAUCUGCGAAGAUUACAACAAAUUUACAUUAAUAGUGCCGGAGUUAGCGGUGAUAUACCUUCUUCAUUUGCAAAUUUACGAAGCCUGGUCACAGUAUGGGCUUCCGAUAAUGCAUUCACAGGAAGAAUACCCGACUUCAUAGGAAAUUGGACACAGUUACAGUCAUUGAGGUUUGAGGGGAACUCUUUUGAAGGUUCGAUACCACCUUCCUUUUCUCAACUGACCUCUUUGCAGGAGCUGAGAAUAACUAGUUUAACCAAUGGUACUCUGGAUUUUAUUGCAAACUUGAAGUCCCUGACUGUUCUAGUUUUGAGGAAUAGCAGAAUUACUGGCUCUAUUCCAACUGACAUCGGUGAAUAUCAAAAUUUGACACGCCUGGAUUUGAGUUUCAACAAUUUAACGGGGCAGAUUCCAAGAGACUUGUUCAACUUGAGUCAAAUCACCUUCUUGUUUCUUGGAAACAAUAGCUUGAAUGGUACCCUUCCCAAUGUAAAGAGCAGAUCUCUCAUCAAUAUCGAUUUGUCAUACAAUGAAUUAUCCGGGACACUUCCUUCUUGGAUCAAUGAGUCAAGCUUACAACUUAACUUGGUUGCAAACAACUUCACAUUAGAAGGUUCAGAAAUCAGUGGUCUUCCAUCAGGAUUGAACUGUCUGCAAAGGGAUUUUCCAUGUGAUCGUGGAUCACCAAGAUAUAGUAACUUUGGAGUUAACUGUGGUGGUCCUCAAAUUACAUCUUCUAAUCAAAUUGUUUAUGAGCGGGAUAACGAACCUCUUGGGCCAGCAACGUACUAUUUAACUUCUGAAAGGAGAUGGGGUGUCAGCAAUGUUGGACAAAGAGACAACCCAGCAUAUACCACAUCCAGUUUGCGCCAGUUCACAAACACCUUAGACUCGGAACUGUUUCAAACAGCGCGAAUAUCAGCCGGAUCUUUAAGAUACUACGGUUUAGGCCUACAGAACGGUAACUACACUGUGAAUCUCCAGUUUGCAGAACUACUUAUAGAAGAUGGCCAAACUUGGAGAAGCAGAGGAAGGCGUGUCUUUGACAUAUAUCUGCAGGGAAACUUGGAGUUUCAAGAUUUCAACAUAAAACAGGAAGCAGGUGGAGCCUCGUUUAGUCCUGUUACAAAGACAGCAACUGUCCAGGUUUCAAAUAACUACCUUGAGAUACACUUAUUCUGGUCUGGGAAAGGAACUUGUUGUGUGCCUAAUCAAGGAACCUUUGGACCUCUUAUCUCAGCAAUCAGUGCUACCCCAAAUUUCACCCCCACUGUGAGCAACAAUCCACCUUCAAGAAGUAAGACGAAUAGGACCGGUUUGAUUGUAGGGAUUUUGGUCCCGAUUGUGGCUGUAUGCUUUCUGUCAUUAUUAGCCUUAUAUAUUAUUCGCCAGCGUAGGAAAAAGCAGGAUACCUCCGACAAUUAUGAAGAGUUUUUGGGAAUUGAUGCUAAACCAUAUACCUUUAGUUAUGGAGAGCUAAGAGAUGCAACAGGUGAUUUUAGUCCUGAAAAUAAGCUUGGCGAGGGAGGUUUUGGACCUGUUUAUAAGGGAAAACUAGACGACGGGAGACUAAUAGCUGUUAAGCAGCUCUCUAUUGCCUCUCAUCAGGGAAAGAAUCAGUUUGUGGCUGAAAUUGCAACUAUAUCUGCGGUCCAACACCGCAACCUAGUCAAGUUGUACGGAUGCUGCAUUGAUGGAGUGAAACGGCUUCUUGUGUACGAGUAUCUCGAGAACAAGAGUCUUGAUCAAGCAUUAUUCGGAGACAACAGCUUGUCUCUUAGCUGGUCCACCCGGUUUGAAAUAUGCCUUGGGGUAGCACGUGGUCUUGCAUAUCUGCAUGAGGAAUCUCGAAUUAGGGUUGUACACCGAGAUGUUAAAGCUAGCAACGUUCUACUUGAUUCUGAACUGAUCCCCAAGAUCUCCGAUUUUGGUUUGGCCAAACUCUAUGAUGACAAACAAACACACAUGAGUACACGCGUUGCUGGCACAAUUGGGUAUCUCGCACCAGAGUACGCCAUGCGUGGACACCUUACAGAAAAGGCUGAUGUGUUUGGCUUUGGAGUUGUAGCUCUAGAGAUUAUUAGUGGAAGGUCUAAUUCAGAUUCAACAUUAGAAGAUGAGAAAAUAUAUCUUCUGGAAUGGGCAUGGAAUCUGCAUGAAGCCGGUACCGAACUUGAGUUGGUAGAUGAAAAGUUAUCAGAAUAUGACGAAAAUGAAGUAAGAAGAGUGAUGAAAGUAGCCCUCUUAUGCACCCAAACCUCACCAAUGCAACGUCCAUCAAUGUCACGAGUAGUGGCAAUGCUUUCAGGAGACAUACAAGCUACUGGUGCUAUUUCUCGGCCUGAAUACCUCACUGGCUUUAACUUUAAGGAUUCCACAACCUUUCAAAAUGAUCCACCGAUUUCGACUACCAAUUCAGCUGCAAGUACAAGUCACUCCACUGGUACACCACACUCGCCUAACAAUAUUUCCAGACCGAUGCUUCAUGAUAUCAUUGGAGAAGGUAGAUAAUAUCGAUGGCAAAUACAUGGUGUUGUCCUUUUGUGUGUAUACUUUGUAAAUAAUUUAUGAGUCUUGUAUUAUUUUUGUUUGGAAUGUAGAAACAAUAGAAGUACAUAAUAAGCAUCUUGAUUGAGGAAACUAAAUUUUGAUUGUAAUUUGAUUAUUUAAAAGAUUGCUGAAUAGAUGUGCAAUUUAUAGAGUA